Bicyclus anynana (squinting bush brown) is the source of this 1668-nucleotide messenger RNA. RefSeq lists its product as uncharacterized. The coding region runs from base 19 to 1296 and encodes 425 amino acids. The record is from RefSeq and is a predicted model, not a curated record. NCBI's taxonomy places the organism in Eukaryota, Metazoa, Arthropoda, Insecta, Lepidoptera, Nymphalidae. The transcript has a single exon.
UUUAGUUUAGUCUCCACAAUGAUAAUGAAGUCUGUGCAUUUAAUAUUUCUAAUUUAUCUUUCUGUUUCCUAUUAUGGAGAGUGUACCUCAAAUCCAUCGGAAACUGUGAAAUUUGUUACAAAAUUCGACCAAAAAACCAGUGAUGAUUGGAAGAGCGAUCUUUUAGAGCCUGAAGCUUUAGAAAAUGAUAAAUCUUACUUCACUGCACCUCAAGCUCGUCUAGACCGUGAACACAAUCAAGAUGUUAAAAAGAUAUUAUCCGUCAAUGAAGAAACAGAAAUGAGUGAAUAUGAACUAGAAGAUCUAAACGUGGAAAGUAACAAAAGGACCGUGCGCCAAGUAAACACUGCAUAUUCGAGCAUUUAUCCUACUUUGACGCCGCAAAAUCCAAUAUAUCCUUAUAGACCAGGCAGUAAUCAAAACACUUAUAACCCUUCGCAAUCGAAUCACCAAACUCAACCAUAUUAUCAACAACCACCAGCUCAAAACCCAUUUUUAAAUAAUACGAGCUAUAGUAAUCCAAGUAAUCCAGGAUAUUAUAACCAAGGUUCUGUUUACAAUAAUAAUCUAUCCAAUACGAACUUUGCCAAUAAUAAACCUUAUCCACAAUAUAACCAAAAUUCUAACCAACGUUACAAUUCAAGUGCGGGACAUUACAAUCAAUAUAGUAAUCACCCUUCAGUAAAUCAUUCAAAUCCAGCAUUCCAACAAUACGGUAAUAAUGCUAAUCAACACAAUUUUGUACCGACCCCUGUAAAUCGUUGGCCACCCGGAAACACAUAUAAUAAUUCACGUUACAAUCCUUCACAAGGAGUAACGUCUAACUAUCCAACAUAUUUUAAUAACACUCCUAAUACAUUUCCGAGUUAUUCUACUCCUCGUAACAGUCCAACAAAUAGGUAUCCUCCGUACAACUCACCAAAUACGUCUCACCAAACUUAUCCACUUUAUAAUACUACACACUCACAAAAUAACUACAAUUCAAAUCAAUGGUCUUCGGGUGCACAAAAUCCGUAUAAUACAAGAAAUAACUAUCCAGCGUACAUACCUACUGAUGGACGAGCUUCCAACUUUUCGCGUCAAAAUUUCCCAGCAAAUAAUCCCGGUAGCUAUCCUACUCAAAGACCUUACUCACCUUCCUUACCAAACUCAUAUCCACAAUCGUAUCCAGCUGCACCAAAUGUUUUUCCGAACAAUCAAUACAAUAAAGAGCCAGACCACUUUUUCUAUUCACCAACUAGUAAGGACUCUAGAUACACUUACGAUCCUCGUAAUAAUCCAUCUCAUAACUUUUAACAAUUUUAGUGAAAAAAUUAUUAUCAAAACCUUAGUAGGGCAUUCAGAAAAUCUUAGGAUUUGUUGGAAUGUAUUUACUUAAUCAGUGCUCAUAUAAUGAGGACUGUUUAUGUAUUAGAGAUACGAAAUAUAAAUGUUUAUCAAUAAAGUUAUAAUCAUGAAUGUUGUGGUAUUCAUUAAUAAUAUUUAAAAAGUUUAUAAAUUAUAAGUUUGUGGCAUUGAUUUUAACAUUAUGUGUUUUUGCUUAUAUUGAUAUUAACAAAACUCCAGUUAAUUUUGUUUGCUUGUAUAAGUUUUGAAUAAUAUGGGUAUCAAAAUCCAAAUCCAAUCAAAUUUGUAAGUAUUUACUGGAACUAUUGUUUGCUCAUAUAU